Molecule: messenger RNA, 2342 nt
Organism: Pseudogymnoascus destructans
Lineage: Eukaryota; Fungi; Ascomycota; Leotiomycetes; Thelebolales; Thelebolaceae
Product: hydrolase 76 protein
Exons: 3
Coding region: 790-2175 (461 amino acids)
Biological process (GO): fungal-type cell wall biogenesis; carbohydrate catabolic process
Molecular function (GO): mannan endo-1,6-alpha-mannosidase activity
Source: RefSeq, a predicted model, not a curated record
GAUCUUCUCCAGACGUCAAUCGAUCAACAUCGUAUCACUAAUCGACUCUGCAAAAGAAUAUAACAACCACGCAUUUACUAAAACUCAUCUUCUUCUCUUUCUUCUCUUCAUAGACAACCCUUUCUUCUAACCCGUCUCGGCCGGCGAAUGUCCACCCUAUCUCUUGGCCUUCUUGGCUACUCUCCGUGAGACCAAUUACUCCAAUUACUCCCACCAACGGCACGUAUCCACUCGCUAUUCCUGCACACUCAUCAUCAAACGUCAACCCCAUCCCCUUACUCCAGUACGUGCACAAUGCUCCCAUGGUUCAUCUUGUGCCUCUGGGCACCGCAAAUGUGCUGCCCAUACAAGGCCGUAUCGCUAUUUGCGAUGCCCUACCCAUACGCGGCACAACCACCAGCCCAGCAAUGCCGCGGCGCCUUGGCGAUCGAAGGGUGUGUUUGUGUCGUCGUCGUCAGUCGUCAGGUUUGGACUUGGACCUCUCUCUCUUACUCUCUGUUACUUCAUAUUGCUAUACCAACGUCAUCUCACCAUCUCUCGCUCGUUCCUGUCUUUCCCUGUGUUUUCCCAUUCCUUUAUGCCCCGUCUCCUGUGGGCUCUUGCUCCUGCGACUACGUGAACUCGCUCGGUGUACGAUAUCUUUCCGACAUUUACCCCAAGUCUGUACUGUGACGACAAUGCUGUGUUGAUCGAAGCUGCCUGCGAACUCGAAUCUUCCGACCCAUACGGCCUCGAUCUUUCUGUACCUUUUAGCUCUUCUGAACAUAUAUACUCGCGCAUCCGCCCAUCAUGAGAUUAUGGAGCGUCGCGCGCUUUGCGGCAGCAGCUUGCCUUGGUGGCGCUCAACUGGCCGCUGCCAUCGAAUUUGACCCCGCCUCUCCUGCUUCCAUCAAAUCUGCCACGGGCGAGGUGGCAAAGAAGUUGAUGUCAUUCUACACCGGUAACAAGCCCGGCGACACACCAGGCUACCUGCCGGAUCCAUACUACUGGUGGGAAGCAGGAGCUAUGUUCGGAGCCAUGAUAGACUACUGGUACUACACAAACGACACGACCUAUAACGACAUUGUCGAGCAAGCCUUGGUGCACCAGGCCGGCGACGACCGCAACUACAUGCCCAUCAACGCAUCCAAAUCUAUGGGUAACGACGAUCAAGGUUUCUGGGGUAUGACAGCUAUGAUGGCCGCUGAGCGCAACUUUCAGAACCCCCCCAAGGACCAGCCGCAGUGGCUCGCGCUAGCACAAGCCGUCUUUAGCUUGCAGUCGGGUCGCUGGGACACGGAAACGUGCGGCGGCGGCCUGAAGUGGCAGGUCUAUGUCUUCAACAAGGGGUACGACUAUAAGAACUCUAUCAGCAACGGUGCCAUGUUCAACAUUGCGAGCAGGCUCGCGGUCUACACCGGCAACUCGACAUAUGCGGAGUGGGCGGAGAAGACGUGGGAUUGGGUCGAGUCGAUCGGUCUCAUCAACGACAAGGGAGACGUGUUUGAUGGUAGCAGCGAUCUCUUGAAUUGCACAGAGCUAGAUCACACCCAGUGGUCCUAUAACGCAGGCAUCUGGCUGCACGGCGCUGCGAAUAUGUAUAAAUUUACCAACAACUCCGAGAAGUGGCUCGAGCGCUCUACUCGCAUCCUCAACAAGGCAAGCACCCAGUUCUUCUGGAAAGACACAGGUAUCAUGUACGAGCCUUGUGAGGCCACUCCAGGCGAGCCCCUCUGCAACAUCGAUCAGAUGUCCUUCAAGGCCUACCUCUCCCGCUGGCUUGGCGCCACCUCCCGCCUCAUUCCCAGCCUCGCCCCAAAAAUCAUGGGUCUCCUCCAAUCGUCCGCCGUCGCCGCUGCCAAUCAAUGCAUACCUGGGCCUGUCGGGGCCGAAUGCGGCCUGCGCUGGUAUGAGGGUGCCACGGACGGCCGUGAGGGAGUCGGCCAGCAGAUGGGUGCCAUGGAUGUCAUGGGUGCGCUGCUGGUGACUGGUGCAAGGGACCUAGUUACUAACAAGACGGGUGGCACAUCGUUAGGUGAUUAUGGUGACUCGGUGGAUACUGCGGCCAAGGUUCGAGGGUCGAUCGAGGUGACAACUGCGGGGAGAGCGGCGGCUGGUAUGCUGACGGCAGGCAUGUGUGCUCUCGUUGGUGUAGCGGUGUGGUUCAUGGUUGGGUCUGAUGGGUGGGUUGCAUAGAUUUGAUAAGAGGGCAUCGGGUUUAUAUGCAUACUGGUAUUGCCAGUGGGUUGGUUAUUGUAAGUGCUGUUGGAUAUCAUACCAUGUUUUGGAUGAAAGAGUUCAUGUGCGGAUUGCAUAGGGUUACUUGUAGAAACUAAGAAGAGAAAUACGAAUCAAAAGAUAAC